This is a messenger RNA of Phasianus colchicus (ring-necked pheasant), 6401 nucleotides long. It is a transcript of the gene KLHDC7A, whose product is annotated as kelch domain containing 7A. NCBI's taxonomy places the organism in Eukaryota, Metazoa, Chordata, Aves, Galliformes, Phasianidae. Gene Ontology annotation, molecular function: protein binding. The record is from RefSeq and is a predicted model, not a curated record.
CUCAAGUGCUUGGCACAGAAAAAUGAGCCAGUGGGUAACUGUGCUCUGGCAGUCCGACAUGCAGCUGACUGGCAAGCUGGUCCUUUCUGCCGCCUCUCUGCUCCUGCUGACUUUGGCAUACAGAUUUUACAAGUCUCGCUCAGCACCUGGAGGCAACAACCCAACAUCUGAUGCUUGCAGGGAGAAGGGGAGAAAGGAAAAUGCAGCCCCGGAUGGACAGAAUGUGGAGGGUCUGCGGCACAGGUGGGUGUUUGGGGCACGGAGUGGUGGUGAUGCCCAAGCGAGCGUCCCAGAUCCAUGGCGGAAGAGAGAGAAAAUUCUGCCACUGAGUGAGGAGGAAGACGGAGGAGAGGCAAAAUCUCAUGGCAUCAGGGAUCUGAAUGAAAUGCUGAAUGGGGACGAGGGUGGUGGGAAUGGGCACAGUCUGCUUGUCCCACACGUGCUUCCUGACCAGAUGGCAGGGGAUGGAGGCGCACAAAGCACCGAGCAGGAUUUGGCCAGAAGAAUCACCAGCCAGGAGGGGAGCGGUGGGACAAUCCAGACCCUUAGUGUCACCUCGGAGCUGGGGGUAAAUAUAACAGCAAGCUACAGGGAAGCAGAUACCUCCUACUCUUUCUCAUCAAUUGCAAAGAUCCAGGUGGAGGAGAGCUACAUUGCUGAGAAGACGACAAAGGAUGGAGAUGGGCGGCUGUCUCCUGGCCUCAAAGGUAAAGUCUAUGACUACUAUGUCCAGUCCAUCUCCCGUUCAGUAUCAACAAAAAAGUCUCUCCCAUCUGCCUCUAUGGGGACAGCCUUGAGCUGCAGAUCAGAGUGUGUCAGGGAAGAGCUGCAGUGCUUGGAGUGGGUCAACACAGAGAAACAAAGAUUGGAGCAGGUCAGCGAAGAGCUGCAGAGAUCAGAGGGGGUCAACAAAAAGCUGCAAAGCUUUGCCACUCCGCUUGCUGAGACUCAAUCCCAAGAAACAACCGUGGCAUUGCAGGAUCCUACCACCUCUCUUACUGUCCCAUCAAAUGCGGACAGCUUAGAGAAGGACCCCAAGUCUCCAGCUCCCACUCGCAGCAUCAACCGUAAGAACAGUGUCCUCCAGAUUGCAGAGAACUCUCACCUCCAGCUGCCCAUGGAUGGGUUCUGUGUCAAACCAGCCAGCAUGCCACCAGCAAGCCCUCAGCCAGAUCUGGUGGGCAAAGCCAACUUCUUCCAAACAUCACCCUCCUCCCUAGAUACCCAUUUGGACCUGGGGAACUGCUAUGAGGUCCUCUGUAGGGCAAAGGCAGAGAACCUAGGCUUCCUGCAGGAGGCUGCCUACAAGGUCAUGAGUGACAACUACCUACAGGUGCUGAGGACGCCCUCCAUCUACUGCUGCCUCAACGCUAGUGAGCGGGACCUCAUCCUUCAGCGCAGAAUGAAGGGGAAGAUGUGUGUUGUUGUGGCAGACAUCAGCACACGUGAGCUUGGACUCUAUUCUAGCCGACUCUGCUGCUAUGAUGACAGAGGGGACCGCUGGCAUCACCUUUGCCACAUGCCACCAGAGGUAGUCUCCCAGGGGUGUGCCAUGUGCAGCAUGUUCAACUACCUCUUUGUGGUAGCAGGCUGUGAAGGCUUGGGCUGCACACCUUCCAACCGUGUCUUCUGCUACAACCCACUGACCAAUAUCUGGAGGGAGAUCUGCCCCUUGAACCAAGCACGUCCUCACUGCAAGCUGGUGGCCUUGGAUGGCUGCCUCUAUGCCAUCGGUGGAGAGUGCCUCUACACAGUGGAGCGAUAUGACCCACGGUAUGACCGCUGGGUCUUCGUUGCUCCACUGCCUCAUGACACCUUUGCUGUAGCCCACAUGGCCACAGUGUGUGACGGGGAGAUCUAUGUGACGGGAGGCACCUUGCGCUAUGUGCUACUGCGCUACAUAGCCCGUGAGGACAUCUGGACAGUCAGCCCAGCUGGAGGCGGCAAGGACAGGACAGUGGAGAUGGUGAGCAUCAAUGGUUUCAUCUACCGCUUCGACCUCAAUUGCAAUAUGGGUAUUGGUGUCUAUCGCUGUAGAGCCAAGGCCAAGCUGUGGUAUGAGUGUGCCACCCAUGCCAAAGCCUACCCAGCCUGCUUCCAGUGUGCUGUGGUGGGUAGCCUGGUGCAUUGCAUUGGUCGCCACUUCCACAUCCGUUUCUUGGCUGACCCCAUCUCACCGCGCUUUGGGACCAAGGAGCUGCAGCCUUUCCCUUCACCCCGGGGCAGCCUGAUCCCAGUUGUCCUGGUGCUGCCAUGGGCAGGGAUGGAGCAGACACAGGUCUGAGACACGAUGAGAUUGUGACAACCAGGUAACAGAAGUGACCAACCUUCAUUUACAGCUUUCUAUUGGACUAACGCUAUCUGGACAAUGUCACAUUCAUUUACCUUCCACUGAUGGACCAAUGCCAUCAGGACGAGGCCACCGCCUCAUCUUCCCAUUCCCUGUAAGUGGAAAAGAAGAAGGCAGAAUGCACUUGAACACACACAAAUGCAGUGCUGGGGACACGAGAAAGAGCAAAGCUGGAGCUGGGUGGACUCGUUUGCCUACAGGUAUUUAAAUGCAGGUGUGUCUGCUUGAACGCAAAUAAACUCAGGCUCCCAGCUACCUCCAUAGAUUGCUGCUUUGCAGACAGCAGGUUUUUAAUACUGGCCCACAUGCCCAACGUAUGGGGGGUUUAGGACAUAGAAAGACAGCAGUGAAGUUUGGUCCGUAAGAGAUAUCUCCAGAGCAUGUCCCCAUCAGUAUCAAGCUGUUAUUGAGCCUUCGUGUCACCCUAGAGUGGGAGACUGGGGACCAAAGCAUCCCAUCAAGGUAUCGCUCCUUCUGUUGCCUUGUUAUCCAUUACCUUAUCCUCAGCCCAGAAUAAUAUAUAAAUAAAUAUUUAUAUACAUGCAAUGUAAAUAAAUGCUAUAGAUUUAUAGACAGCUGGUCAUAAAUAAAAUUAAUGUGAACAUUUGGUAAAAUUAACAACAGGCUACUGUUGCACAUCGUUUAAAGACCAAUGGGAACAAAGAGACCAGUGUGUGUUUUAUAUUGCUAAUUACUGCACAAAAAGUGCCUCCAAGGAGGAGUCCAAAAGCAAAGCAGAGUUCUCACAGUGAGCAGCUGGUUUGGCAUUGAGGCCCCUCAUCUCUUUUUCCUGGGGUUGUACUGUCCUCGCUCUACCUACACCCUAGCAGCCUGCCAACAGCCCUCUUUGGGUAAUUGCAUUUUCUUCCCCUUGCUCCUUGAGCAGCUAGAGAAAUGGAUUGUCAUCUGUCAUGUCCAUCACUGCACACUGCUGUGGUUCCUGUACCCAUAUCCUUGGUCAAGCACAAAGUGCGUUCAGAGCACUUAGAGAUAAGGGAUGGCUCUGGGUGCCACACUGUAUAUGUGUCAAUCUCCCAUGAUGUGGGAGAGUGUAGGUUCAUGUUUGUCCAGGGUGAAUUUUCUGGGUGUGAGCAGGGAAAUAUCCUUAGUUUGUUUGGUUUGUUUUUCUCCCAGUUAUUGCCACUUCAUCUCAUUCUUUCUGCCAUCGCAGUGAAUAGGCCAAAUGGCACAAUUAGUGCACGUGAACAUUCAUGGGUUUUAUGGCUACGUGUUUUCAAAUAUGUUCUGAUCUGGCACCAUAAGUCAUUAGCUCAAAGCUCAAAGUCCACAGCCCCGCAGUACUUCUUCUCUCUACGUGGCGUAAAGUAGAUUUCAGGUUCCUUCCAACACAAGUUGUUCCAGGAAAUGGCCUUGAAGAUCUUCCCGUAACAUUUGGUGGUAACAGUGGGGACCUUCCUACCAGUGCUAGGAGACCUUGGGAGGAGGCAAAGCCAUGCUAAUUAGCCCUUGUUAAUUAGCAUUAAUUGUACACUUCUGAUGGAUGGAUGAUGGAAGAUGGCAAUGCAACUCUCCCAUGCUAGAAAAUGUAAUGGUCCUGGGGCCACUUCAUCCUACCCUACCAAUGAUGUGAAAUAUCUCUCUGAUAUGAUGCCUUUUGAGUCAAAACACUUUAUUACUAUUGAGUUCCUAAUUAUUUGGUUACCUGCACAGCCAUUCUCAGAGCAGCAAUCCAAAAACUUUGGGUAUCCCCUGAAAGGUGGGUGGGACGGAGGCAGCUGGACCCCUUUCAGCUGACAGCCCUUAUUUCAAGCUUUGUAGGGAUCCUGCCCUUCUCAUGAUGACUAUUUGCUUCUGCAUGAGGUUUCACCUGAGAUUUAACUCCUUGUUCUCAGGACCAUGCAGGCAAGAAUGAACACACUGCAAUAAUUAAGCCUUUUCUCAUUCCUCAGCAUGAUGACCAUGAACAAUUAAUAGCACUCUUGCACUCUCCAAUAUUAACACAAUUCUCCUGGGUUGGCAUUCUGGAGAUUGAAGGUGCCGAGGAUGUCCUGUGUCAUUGUGUAGGCAAAGCAAAUUUCAGGCACAAAGCACACAGUGAUCCUACACUCAAGGGUGAAGUGAGUUUUGGCUGAGGUAGGGGAAAGCAGCACAGAGUAAAGGACAAAUGUAAGGCAAUACGCUAACCUGGGUGAUGUUUUUUUCUUGUGACAUCAAGGCAUUACUUUUGUAAGCGGAUCGGUGAGAAACCUUUUGUUCAUCUUUUCAGCACUUACUCCUGGCCCAUAGCACCAGCUCUGCUCAGCUCCCAGAAGAAGAGAUGAUCCCUAGGUGUAACUGCUUAACCACACUGCUUUACAAACUCAACCAAGCACAGACCUUGCACUAAAUCUCGUAUUUUCUUCUAAUCAGGAAGCUCCAUUAUGCACCCCACCACAUUUACUCAGGCAAUUACAUAGUUUAAUGUACAUUGAUUCAAAUUCCUAAUUAUUACAUUUUUGAUUAUGGCAGAAAACAGUGAAUGACGCAUUUCUUAUUUACCAGACACUCUUUUUUCCCUUUGCAAUAUGCCAGGCUGCAUCCAAAUGGAAAUUGGAAGUCAAUUAAAGAAGUACAAAACUAGCAUUUUAAAAUCUUUUUCUUUAUUAGUUAAACACUGCUACCUUCAAUGUGUCGGCUAAAUCACGGGGGGAAAAAAAGCAAAAACUGAAAAAGUGAGCUUAUCCAGGCACGUUUUGCAUUUAAAACUGAUGUGAUACAUGAAAGAAAUAUUAAGCACAGCAAGCUGCCAAAUUAAGCAACUCUUUCAUGACAAGCAGGAGCAAGCUUGUAUCGGUACCUGAGGUUGUUCAGAGUAGAACAGUGGGAAUUUAAGAGCAGAGAAAAAGAAAAAAGAAAAAUCCUGGUGCCUGAAGUAACCAUCAGCCCCUGGCUAUGGCUUCUCAUGUAUGCUGAUUAUGGAUCUACAUGAUUUUGGGACAUCUUGCUAUUACAGGAUGGAUUGCCAUGGAAGAGCAUCCAUGAGACGUUUGGAGGUGGAGAAAUGUCCAUUCUUCUCCCGCUUAUGGGUGGUGGUUGGACUUGAUGAUCUUUGUGGUCUUUUCCAAUCUUAAUGAUUCUGUAAGUGAGAGUAGAGAUGAUGGUUUGAUGACUGUACUUGGCGAUCUUAGAGGUUUUUUCCAGUCUCAAUGAUACUAUGAUUUAUUUCUUUGACCCUUCCACCAAAUUGCCCAAGCACUGCUUAGUGGAGAAGAUGCUGGAGGCACCAACGUGAGCCUGAUUUGCAACCAAGAAGGUGAUGAGGAGCUGCACCCAGACUGCUCAACCAACCCCAUUUGGAAGCAGACAUUGAUGCAACCACAAUGGUUCGGUCCAAACACAUCCUACUGCACAGUGCCUAAGAGCUGCUUGGUAGCAUCUUGCUUACCCCAAUGGGCUUGGAGGCUGCAUCUUGCUCCAAUGAGGACACAGAGAAACAGGGAAAGCUGAGCAUCCCAGGGAUGUGGGAUCUCAGUGGGAUCAACCAUCCUCUACACAAAGACCUCACCCCAAAUUUAUGCCAAAAGGCUGAAAGAUGGGAAUCAGAACCUCAUGUGCAGAAGUGGGGCUCCUAGCACACCAGGGACACCCACCAGCACUGAGAGGUCAGCAGUAAUGAAAGAAGCUAUCAGGAGAGCAGGCGGCCAGCCAGCCAAAUGUAAUUAGUGGCAUUUGUGGAGAACAAACCUCGGCAAGCACAGGGAGGGAAUGGAGGUGGGGGAAGGGAGCCCUUCCCCUUCAUUCUGGAAAGAAAACAUGGCCAUUUGGAGGCUGUCCAAGCUGGAAUAACAGGCUGGUGAAGGACUAUUUAAUUAAAAUCCACACGGCGUUUGAAGGGAAAAGGGCUCAGAAUGAAUAAGCAUGGUGAUAAAAUAUGCAUAGGCUCCAGCAGAAGUUCUCCCUCCCCAGCACAAGCCUUUGCUUAAAGCAUUGAUGGCUUUUGAUUCACAAGCUUCAGUGAGGAGGGAAUACUUGCCAGCCACUAUUUCAAUCCAGCAGGGAGUUUUUUUCCAGGGGUUAUAGCAAUGCUAUAGUUUAGGAUGUGUCAGCAUCA